Molecule: messenger RNA, 2049 nt
Organism: Malus domestica (apple)
Lineage: Eukaryota; Viridiplantae; Streptophyta; Magnoliopsida; Rosales; Rosaceae
Product: probable protein S-acyltransferase 23
Biological process (GO): protein palmitoylation
Cellular component (GO): Golgi membrane
Molecular function (GO): palmitoyltransferase activity; protein binding
Source: RefSeq, a predicted model, not a curated record
AGCAGUAGUUACUACGGAUGCAGAGGAAGUAGAGUUCCGCAAUUCACUUGAGAAACCCUAUCAUCUGAAAUUCUCAAUCCCUCCUCCGUUACAGUGAUUGAGUGCCCUCCCUUAUGUUGUUAGCUCUGCAGCGAUGGCUUCUUCAGAGAUAGAGGUGGUGUCGUCGGAACCAAAAACCCAGAAAAACCCUGCGGAAAUGCCCGUGCUUGACGUCUUCUCUGCUUCUGCUUAUGGCGAUUUUCAGAAACUCAGAAAGUUCGUCGAGCAAGAUGGUGCCUCUCUCUCCAAGCCAGACGUCCAUGGCUACUACGCCCUCCAUUGGGCUGCUCUCAAUAACUUCCCCGAUAUCGCUCACUACAUAAUUCAGCAUGGCGGCGAUGUCAGUGCGACUGACAAUGUACAGCAGACAGCAUUGCAUUGGGCAGCUGUGCAGGGUGCAAUUUUGGCGGCGGAUGUGCUCUUGCAGAAUGGAGCUAGGGUUGAGGCAGCUGAUGUACAUGACUACCGGGCAGUUCACGUUGCUGCUCAAUAUGGGCAAACAUCUUUUUUGAAUCACAUUGUUGCAAUAUAUCACGCUGAUUUUGAUGCCCCUGAUAAUGAGGGGAGGAGUCCUCUUCAUUGGGCCGCCUAUAAAGGUUUUGCAGAUACAGUUAGAUUGCUUCUGUUUAGAGAUGCAUGCCAAGGGAGACAAGAUAAAGAAGGUUGUACCCCUUUGCACUGGGCUGCUUUAAGGGGGAACAUGGAGGCUUGCACUGUGCUUGUCUAUGCUGGCUCUAAGAAGGAAUUAAUGGUGAAAGACAAUACUGGUUUUACUCCUGUUCAGAUUGCAUCUGAUAAAGGUCAUCAGCGUGUCGCUCUCUUCCUUGCUAACCAGCAGCGGGCUCAUAGAAAAUGCUGGAGAGACAAAUUUUGCAUUGGGAAGAUGGCGGAUAUUGGUUACGCACCUGUCUUGUUGUGUAUAAUAGUCUUUCAGACAGUUCUCUUUAUGAACUCAGUCCUCGCAGCACCUAAUCUGACAAAGGUUACUGCUGCUGUCGGUCUUUGGGGAUGGGCUGCCAUUUCAUUAGCAGUGGGUUCCUUGAUUAUGUUCUACAGGUGCAGCAGUAAGGAUCCAGGUUACAUCAAAAGAGCAGGGGAUUUCAGCAAUCCUAUAAAUACAGAGGAUCCUUUGUUGAAUAUUGCUUUAAACAAUUCCUCUGUAUGGAUGGGAAAUUGGUCUCAACUUUGCCCCACUUGCACGAUAAUUAGACCUGUUCGCUCUAAACACUGCCCCACAUGUAACCGAUGUGUAGAACAGUUUGACCAUCAUUGUCCAUGGAUAUCUAAUUGUGUUGGAAAGAGAAACAAACGGGAUUUCUUUAUAUUUAUCUGCUUAGGAACUUUGACGUCACUCCUUUCUACUGCCGUUGCAGUUCAAAGGAUUUGGAGUGCAUUGCCGGGAUUGCAAACAGAAGAAACAUGGAUUCGUCGUGUGGUAGUUCAAUAUCCUAGUAUUGUUGCUUUUCUGUUUGUGGACAUAAUCAUUUUGAUAGCUGCUACAACCCUAACGAAGGCACAGGCAACUCAGAUAGCUCGAAAUAUCACCACCAAUGAAUUGGCAAAUGCUAAUCGUUAUGGGUAUCUUCGCGGUCCAGAUGGGCGGUUCCAAAACCCGUAUAACCAUGGGUGCAGAAAAAUUGUUCUGAUUUUCUGAUUCAGGGCCACACUGAUGAUGAUGAAAUUGCCUGGUCUCCAUUGCAGCAGGUUGCCAGUUAGUACUCAGAACGUUAAUCGGUCCUCUCCAUUGUCCCAGGCUACGGAUGACGCUUGGCGUUCCACCUGUAUUUGCUUGUAUCUAGGUUACCCAAUUCGUAUACAUAAUUCCCGGUCAUUUACUACUACUACAAAGUACAAACUCCAUUUUCAGUUAGCCACCACAUGUACAAUUGAAACAACAAAAUGCAAAAGAAAUGAAAGCUUUUUAUCGUGCGAUUGUCUUCUGCACAGAUCGUCUUUCUCCUCAGUUUCAGAUUAUUAUUGGCAUGGAAUGAGAGUUGAUGCUUGAAAUAA